ACAAUUAUCCAUAUAAACGUCCAAAAUCAACCAAGUUGAAACUUCUGCCUAGUUGAUAUUGUUGGUGUUGAAAAGUGUUAAAAACGUUUUGCUUAAGCAAUGAAAUCUCUUAAAAGUAUAUUGGCUCUCUCAUUUUUAUAUUUUACGGCUUCGUCAUUACUUGUCUCUUCUUAUGGUUUAGACCCGAAAUUUUUCAGCAAAGAGAUAAUAAAGACAGUGGUGGUUAGUCAUAAUGGUAAAGGUCAUUUCAGAACCAUCCAAGAAGCCGUAGACUCCGUUCCUUCUGGUAACAAACAGUGGAUUAGGAUUUAUCUUAGACAUGGAACCUACAACGAAAAGGUAGUGAUUCCGAAGGAGAAACAAAAGAUAAUAAUGCAAGGAAACAACGCAACAAAAGUGGUAAUUCAAUAUAAUGAUGCAGGACAAUCCAAUUCGAGUAGUGCUUUCAUAGUACACGCCCAAUACUUCGUCGCUAUCAAAAUUACAUUCAAGAAUACGAAUGUCAAGAUAACACCAAUAAUACCGUAUCCAGCGAUAAAGGUAGCUCCAGCAAUUAAACUAACCGCGGACAAGGCGUGGUUAUAUGGCUGCAGCUUCAUAAGUGUCCAAGACACAGUCAACGAUUUUCAAGGCCGCCAUUACUUUAAAAAUUGCUACAUCGAAGGAGCCAUUGAUUUCAUAUGGGGACAAGGCCAAUCUAUAUACCAAAACUGUGUGAUAUACGUUAGAGGAAUAACAAAGGCAAUAGGGAAGCAAGAUGGAAUGUUACCAGGAUAUAUAACUGCGCAAGGGAGGGAAAGUGAGAAAGACACAAGUGGAUUCGUGUUCAGUAAUUGUACGAUUCAAGGAGAUGGUGAGGCGUAUUUAGGAAGAGCUUGGCGAGCCUACUCUAGAGUUAUCUUCUAUGGAACCAACAUGUCCAAUGUUGUCGUACCUCAAGGAUGGGAUGCUUGGCGUUUUAAACAAGAAGAGGAUAAACUUACAUAUGCGGAGGUAAACUGCACUGGGGAAGGAGCGGAUAAGAAAGGAAGAGUUGGAUGGCAGAAGAAUCUUUCUGAUAAAGAUGUUGAACCUCUUACAGAUUUCAACACUUUCAUUGAUGAAGAUGGUUGGAUGGCUAAUCUUCCUUCUUCUCUCGGCUCUUUUAUAUAGAUGAUCCACAGUUUGUAAUUUUUUUUCUUUAAUAUGUCGUAAGAAUGAAUAAUACAUAUUCAUAUUCGUAUGAAAAAAAUUAUAUGGUUCAAAGUUACUUUGUG
Messenger RNA from Camelina sativa (false flax), 1256 nucleotides. RefSeq names its product putative pectinesterase 10. NCBI's taxonomy places the organism in Eukaryota, Viridiplantae, Streptophyta, Magnoliopsida, Brassicales, Brassicaceae. Gene Ontology annotation, molecular function: pectinesterase activity. The record is from RefSeq and is a predicted model, not a curated record. Gene Ontology annotation, biological process: pectin catabolic process; cell wall modification.